Prorocentrum cordatum is the source of this 863-nucleotide messenger RNA. The record is from the annotation of a GenBank genome assembly. NCBI's taxonomy places the organism in Eukaryota, Dinophyceae, Prorocentrales, Prorocentraceae.
GCGUGCGAGAAGGGCGAGCAGUGGCAGCGGGCACUGGCGCUGCUCAACGAGAUGCGGGGGGCGAAACUGGGUCCCGACUCUCUCCUACAACGCUGGGAUCAGCGCGUGCGAGAAGGGCGAGCAGUGGCAGCGGGCACUGGCGGUGCUCAGCGAGAUGCGGGAGGCAAAGCUGGAGCCCAACGUCAUCUUCAGCUACAGCGCUGGUAUCAGCGCGUGCGAGAAGGGAGAGCAGUGGCAGCGGGCACUGGCACUGCUCAGCGAGAUACGGAAGGCGAAGCUGGGUCCCGUCGUUAUCUCUCUCUCCUACAACGCUGGGAUCAGCGCGUGCGAGAAGUGCGAGCAGUGGCAGCGGGCCCUGGCGCUGCUCAGCGAGAUGCGGGAGGCGAAGCUGGCGCCAAACGUCAUCUCUACAGCGCGGGGAUCAGCGCGUGCGAGAAGGGCGAGCAGUGGCAGCCGGCCCUGGCGCUGCUCAGCGAGAUGCGGGAGGCGAAGCUGGGGCCCAACGUUAUCUAUUUACAAUGCUGGGAUCAGCGCGUGCGAGAAGGGCGAGCAGUGGCAGCGGGCUCUGGCGCUGCUGAGCGAGAUGCGGGAAGCGAAGCUGGAGCCCGACGCCAUCUUCAGCUACAGCGCUUGGAUCAGCGCGUGCGAGAAAGGCGAGCAGUGACAGCGGGCAUUGGCGCUGCUCAGCGAGAUGCGGAAGGCGAAGCUGGAGCCCGACGUCAUCUGCGCUACGACGCUGGAAUCAGAGCGUGCGGGAAAGGCGAGCAGUGGCAGCGGGCGUUGGCGCUGCUCAGCGAGAUGCGGAAGGCGAAGCUGGGGCCCAACGUCAUCUGUACUGCAAUUCUGGUCAUUGCGCGUGCGAA